UAGAAAGAAAGAUAUUUGGUUGGUUUGUAAAAAUUGAAAUAAUCAAAAAAACAAAGAAAAGGAAAAAUCGUUAACACACACGUGUGGGGAACGCGGAAGAAACGCAAAGCCCUCUCCUUUUGCUUCUGGUCCUCUCGUCCCGUUUCGCCGCUCUCUAUAGGGGCAAGUGAGAGGUUACUGUCUCUUUCUUCUUUCAGACACUCGAGACGAGAAAGGCUCGUAUCUGAUUUUACCGCCACCGGACCAUCUGUGAUAGACAAUAAUGGGUUACAUAGGAGCUCAUGGUGUAGCAGCUCUUCAUAGGUACAAAUACAGUGGAGUGGAUCACUCUUAUCUUGCCAAAUACGUCCUCCAACCUUUUUGGACUCGAUUUGUCAAAGUCUUCCCUCUAUGGAUGCCACCAAACAUGAUAACGCUUAUGGGGUUUAUGUUUCUAGUCACUUCCUCCCUGCUAGGCUAUAUAUAUUCACCUCAGUUGGAUUCUCCUCCUCCACGAUGGGUUCACUUCGCACAUGGUUUACUUCUCUUCUUGUAUCAGACAUUUGAUGCGGUUGAUGGGAAGCAAGCAAGAAGGACAAAUUCCUCUAGCCCCCUAGGAGAGCUCUUCGAUCAUGGUUGUGACGCGCUUGCUUGUGCGUUUGAAGCCAUGGCAUUUGGAAGCACUGCAAUGUGUGGAAGAGAUACUUUCUGGUUCUGGGUUAUUUCAGCUAUUCCAUUUUAUGGAGCUACAUGGGAACACUAUUUCACCAACACACUUAUUCUUCCGGUUAUCAAUGGGCCUACAGAGGGGCUUGCACUUAUAUUUGUCAGCCACUUCUUCACAGCCAUCGUCGGUGCUGAAUGGUGGGCUCAGCAGUUAGGGCAGUCAAUACCAUUGUUUAGUUGGGUGCCAUUUGUGAAUGAGAUUCAAACUUCUAGAGCAGUGCUAUACAUGAUGAUCGCUUUUGCUGUUAUACCAACCGUUGCAUUCAAUGUAACAAAUGUCUACAAAGUCGUUCGAUCAAGAAACGGGAGCAUGGUGUUAGCGUUAGCUAUGCUGUAUCCCUUCGUUGUCUUACUUGGAGGAGUUUUGAUAUGGGAUUACUUGUCUCCAAUCAAUCUCAUAGCAACAUAUCCUCACUUAGUUGUACUCGGAACUGGACUUGCAUUUGGAUUUUUAGUGGGAAGAAUGAUUCUUGCUCACUUGUGUGAUGAGCCUAAAGGACUAAAAACAAACAUGUGCAUGUCACUACUCUAUCUUCCCUUUGCACUUGCAAAUGCGCUAACCGCAAGAUUGAAUGCUGGGGUUCCUCUAGUCGACGAAUUAUGGGUUCUUCUUGGCUACUGCAUAUUCACAGUGUCAUUAUACUUGCACUUUGCAACAUCAGUCAUCCAUGAGAUCACUGAGGCCCUUGGAAUCUACUGCUUUAGGAUCACGCGUAAAGAAGCUUGAAAAGAAACCUUUGACACUGCGAAUGGUCGAUAUGGACCAGUUGGAUCGGUGAUGUAUUUCUUCUUCUUAUUCAUUGUUGUCUGUUUGAUCAGGAUAGGUGAAGUUAUGUAGAACUUUGUAUAAUGUUCUUGUUUUUGGAUUUAUGCAUUGGGCAAAUACGAAAACUAUUCUUGAAAUGCUACGAAAAUGAUUUUAGAAGGAGCAUUUUUUUAACCUUAUCUUGUACCUCGAAAAUUGGCUGGCUGGAUUUGGUUUGCAAGCAUUUCAGGAAUUGGUUGACUUUUGACUUUUUGUAAUACGACUAUACCAAAGAGUUCUGUAUAUCAGUGUCUCGCAUUUUAAACCCUA
Messenger RNA from Arabidopsis thaliana (thale cress), 1780 nucleotides. RefSeq names its product aminoalcoholphosphotransferase 1 (gene AAPT1). Gene Ontology annotation, cellular component: membrane. The transcript is spliced from 19 exons. The record is from RefSeq and is marked reviewed. NCBI's taxonomy places the organism in Eukaryota, Viridiplantae, Streptophyta, Magnoliopsida, Brassicales, Brassicaceae. Gene Ontology annotation, molecular function: phosphotransferase activity, for other substituted phosphate groups; ethanolaminephosphotransferase activity; diacylglycerol cholinephosphotransferase activity. Gene Ontology annotation, biological process: phospholipid biosynthetic process; phosphatidylcholine biosynthetic process; phosphatidylethanolamine biosynthetic process. Bases 263 to 1432 code for a protein of 389 amino acids.